Penicillium olsonii is the source of this 1407-nucleotide messenger RNA. The record is from the annotation of a GenBank genome assembly. Lineage: Eukaryota; Fungi; Ascomycota; Eurotiomycetes; Eurotiales; Aspergillaceae.
AUGGAUGUCCAGGUGAAGUACAUACUGCCUAAAGCGGCUAGACUGUGGCCUGAUAUCUUAUCGCCACUCACUACUCUUUCAUCCAUCUCUUCAACAACCAUGCCAUCACCUCCGUCGCAAGAGCUGGCCAAGCGACCUGCUGGCCAGCUCAUGCCCCCGCCUCCUCCACCAAAACGAAUCAAACGACCCGCAACCGUCUUAGAGGAAGAUGUCUACGCCAGCACCCUGUCGCACGUCAUCGCCCGCGACUUUUUCCCUGGAUUACUCGAAACGCAUUCCAAGCAGGAGUACCUGGACGCCAUCGAGUCUAAAGACAAGGCCUGGAUUGCUAGUUCAAAGAAGAAGCUCGCAGAUGUGAUGCGCACGCCUACGCCAGGAUCAAACGCCCGGCGAAAGCUAGAUGCAACUCCGACACCUCAUUUCGGACGACCUGAAGACACCCCUCAUGCUACCCCUCACGGCUGGGGAGGCGAUACGCCGAUGUCAGUAGUAUCGAAUAGCACAACAACGGAAACAUCUACCGGGCCUGAUGUAUCGAAUAUGGGUCUUCUCGGUUUUCAAUCAAAGUAUACAAGCGACGACAACGAAUCCUUCUACAAAGUCGUCGACAAGCAAAACGAGAAAAAAAGAGAGAAAUAUCCAUGGCUCUGGAAUGAUAACAAAAUCCCCUCUGCUCGCCAAAUUGCCCAUAGCAAGCAAGAAUCCCAACGCAUGAUUGCCGCCGGCGGCAACCCGGAGACCAGCUUGAUCCCGAUAAAAACAGAUCUUGAUGCCCGCCCAGCAAGACCCGACGCUUGGAAAUCCAAACCAGAUAAUACCCUAAUGUUUCUCCCAUCUUCGGUGGAAGACACCCACGAAACGCACAGCCAGAGAGCGGAACGCACCUCUCGCGCCGCCCCAAAGCGAAUCCUCUACCAAAACACAAGACUACCAGACCCCGAAGCCGUAGCGGCAGCAAACUCUAUCCCGCCAUCACCCUCCAUCUCAGCAAUUCAAGACGCAAUCGCUGGUCGGCCGCGCCUCGACGAAUCGGAGGUAUACACGGGGAGCGAAACACCCCGCGUUAACGGCUACGCAUUCGUCGACGAAGAUGAACCCGAAACACCCGAGCAUGCCAAAGACGAUGAAAUCGACUGGCGUCUUCUUGGAUCGGUGUCUUCGGAGCGCAAUCCCUUCCAGCUGGCCGAGGCGGGAAAGCGUGAAGCACUACAUCACCGGAUGGUUGAUCGCGUUGCGAGGAAGAAGCGCGAUGAAAAAGCCGCACAGGCCAAAACGCCUAUUUCUUCGCCGUUUGCGAAGGGCAAUGCCACUCCUGGAAAGAUGCUUACCCCUGCGGCACAGAAGUUGUUGAACAGGGUUGGCACACCGAGGGCGAAGUCGAGUGUGAUCCGGACGCCUAGGAAAUGA